CUUGACUACGCCGACAUUGUGGCUUUGUUUAUACAGCGUUGUGAUCCACAUAUAUAUACUCUGCAGGAGUGCAAUCUGAAACAUUUCUGACUGUUAUCAAUUCAGAUAUUUGAUCCAUUGCUGGAAUGCUGUUGUCUACAUUGUUAAGAUUUGUGCUGCUAUUGGCAAUCGCCAGUUCCAUUGUGGCCCAAAAAAAGAUUUUGAUAAAGUCGAAAAAGGUUCGUAAGCUUUAUGGGACGGGCGAUUGGGUGCCCCAUUUUGGUUAUAUUCCCAGCCACGCGGCCAGCCAGCAUUCCCAUAGGCGUCGUCAAAAAAACACAAUUCUCAAUGUCAAUGUAGAGACGGAUAAUUUUCAAGAAUUGAGUGUUUAUGUGGCGCGUAUUCUCAUUAAAGACAAAUUAUUUUGCAGCGGUCUUGUGGUGAGUAGCCAGACCGUGCUCACGGUCAAAAUGUGCAUGCACGAUAAACUGGCGACAGAUGUCGUUGUGAAAUUGAGCGAUGGCUCAUUACAUAAAGUGGCCAAUAGAACGGACACUCAAGAUUUCACAAUGUCCAAAACUGCGGACAUGCUGACGCUUUUAAGUCUGCAGGACGCGUUGGGAGCACAGUUUGUAAGAGAGCCACCUAUUUGCACGAACCCCGUGCCAUUAUCGGAGAAAGUGGAGCAGUGGAAUUGGGAUAAAAAUCUGGUCUCUCCGAAAAAGAUACUUGCCUCACUAAUACCGAGCGAUCGCUGCAAGGAAAUCAUCAACGAUCCCAACGGUAUGGUGGUCACCCCUGGGAUUGACUGUGUCGAAAACAAAAAAAUUACCAAAAAAUGUGAGAAAACCUUUGGACUGCCCUACGUAUCGAGGGGCAGUUUCUGUGGCAUGAACCUUUUAGGCCACAACUGCCCCAACGCUAGCUCGGCGGAUGUCUAUGUAAAUCUGCUAAAGAAGAAUAUCUAUAUAGGCGCGACGCUAUCGAAAGUCUUAGAGACUAAUCUGGAGGAUAACGUGUUUUAAAAUUGUUCUGAAAUUUGAUUUGAUUUCGAUUGAUACAUUUGGAUUAAAUAAAUAUGAAAUAUUGUUAA
Drosophila virilis is the source of this 1072-nucleotide messenger RNA. RefSeq lists its product as uncharacterized. Lineage: Eukaryota; Metazoa; Arthropoda; Insecta; Diptera; Drosophilidae. The record is from RefSeq and is a predicted model, not a curated record. Gene Ontology annotation, biological process: proteolysis. Gene Ontology annotation, molecular function: serine-type endopeptidase activity.